Stylophora pistillata is the source of this 973-nucleotide messenger RNA. RefSeq lists its product as uncharacterized. Gene Ontology annotation, biological process: nucleosome assembly. The record is from RefSeq and is a predicted model, not a curated record. Gene Ontology annotation, cellular component: CAF-1 complex; nucleus. NCBI's taxonomy places the organism in Eukaryota, Metazoa, Cnidaria, Anthozoa, Scleractinia, Pocilloporidae.
UUGCAAUUGUGUUGAAGUUCGUAAAACUAUGAGAAAUCCGGGUGAAAGUUCGGAAGGACGUGUUCAAAGUGAAACUUCGAGCGAAGCAUAUGCUAAAGGCUCUGAAAGAGACGAAUGUGACAGUCCACCAUGCAAAAGACUCAAGCAAGGUGUAUUGUCCUUUCCAACUGUAUCUUCAUCUCCGUUGACCUCUAUGGGAUCCAUCAAAACUCCUGUUUCUGUCCAAAGUAAUGCUGUGAGCAUCAGCAACUGCCAAAACAAACUGUCUGAACCAUGUGAGACAAAAACUCAACCUGGUGGAGGUCUUGUUACUGGUGCUCCCUCUCCCCCUGAUUUAAAGGAAAGUUUAGGAAAGCCACAGAACACCACAGAUUUAUCAAAAAUCUCCAAAAGUUUGGUUCUUGAAAAUACAGAUGAUAAACCAGUUGUGCAGAUAGAUGCAAGCUCCAUUUCAUCACCAGAAUCCAAUUCCUCUUCCCGUGAAGAUGAAGCAAUGGUUAUAGAUCAGUCACCACCAGUUAAGGGAAAUAGAAGGCACUUAACCCCAAAGAGUGUUGAAAAGUUGAAGAGGAAGGAGGAACAGGAGAAAGAAAGACAAGAGAAGCAAAGAUUAAGAGAAGAGAAACUUAAAGAAAAGCAAGAGGCCAAGGCAGCCAAAGAAAAGGAAAGAUUAGAAGCCAAAAGAAAGCGUGACCUUGAAAAACAGGAAAAACAGGCUGAAAGGGAGAGAAGAGAGAAAGAGAGAAUAGAGAGGAGGGAGAAGGAAGAAAGGGAACGUUUAGAAAAGAAAGGAAAAAGAGAGGAGGAAAGGAGAAAACGAGAGGAGGAAAAUAAUGCAAAGAUAGAAGAAAAGAGGAAGCGAGAAGAAGAGAGGAGAAAUCAAGAAGAGGAAAAGACAAGGAAAAGACUGAAGAGAGAAGAAACCUUUGUAGGCUAUUUCACCAAGACAUCUGCACCCAAGGUACCAAAUUGA